CUGGCUCAAGGGGUAGAGGAGUAUAAGUGCCCGAACGCUGUGACGUCAAAUGUAUUGUCUUUGGUCAUGAUCGGUCGCGGUUGAUUUGAACGCCAGUCGGUUGGUGUGUGAGCUGCGGAGAACAUAGCGGGAACACUUUCUCCGAUUUCAAACGUAAAAAUACCUUCAAAUUUUCCGAAACAAAUCAAAACGGCUGCAGCAGAAGGCAAGCACAGUAUCUAUUCCUGAUGAAAGUCAACCGAGGAUGGAUUUACUCUCAGAAACGUCAGAGGACAACAGCGUUCUUGUAAACAGAGGAAAAUGGUGCCCCCUCUGUCUACGCUAUACUCUGACGUCCAUUUUCAUCUUCUCAUUGAUGUGUUUUACGCUUCUUGUCUGCCGAAACUACGUUAAGGAUAUUCUCUCGAUACUAGAGGACCAACAUGUGAUCGUCAGCACCCUGAUUUUUAUCAUCCUGUUCACGACAGUCUCGUUCCCAUUCAUGUGGGGCUACAUUUUGCUCAACGUUGCUGCUGGAUACUUGUAUAGCAUAGUCUGUGGACAGCUAAUCGUGAUGAUCUCGGCAAUAAGUGGUUUACUUAUUGCCCACUUUGUUAUCAAAAAGUGUUUUUCAAACUGGGUAUACAAUCGAAUUAAGAGUAAAAAUUUUACAGCUUUUACAAGACUGGUCCAAGGUCCACAAGGAUUCAAAGUUGUGAUACUAUCAAGACUUACGCCCAUUCCAUUUGGAUUACAAAAUGCCAUUUUUGCUCUGACAAACAUCACUUGGUGGAAGUAUGUAGCUACCUCGGUUGUGGGACUCUUCCCAACUCAGCUCUUGAAUACUUACAUUGGUACGACUCUGAGGUCGAUGGAGGACGUGUUAACUGACGAUACUCAUACCACAACUGGCUAUAUAGUGUUUACAACACAGCUUAUCAUCACCUUUCUUUUGACAGUUUACGUUUCUCGGCGUGCCAAGCGGGAACUCGACAAAACAGUUGAAGAAUUUGGAUCCGAUGUAGAAAACGGAACUUGUCUUUCAAAAUCGCCAGCCGUCGACGGAAACUAUAACAGUAAAGAUUUGUCCACAUUGAAAACGACCAUGCCUUUAGGUCAGGUAUCAAAUGGAUUUCAUGUGUCACAGUCACAGGGGUAUUGUGUUGAAUCUGAAAAUGGGGAGAAGGUUAUAUGAUGUCAGUAUGUUGGUCAGACGGUCUAAAAAAUAGGGGUGUCAUUAUUUGAGCAUUGUGCAUUGCGCUCAGUACAAUACAACUUGGCAUUUUUACAAAACAUACUCAACUGUUGUGUGUCUCAUUUUUUUUUCCCUGAAGCCUUUGUUCAAUAUUGUAUUGUUGUUAAAUUGGGUCAAGGGUUAGAAUUGAUCUUAGAUAUUUUUGCACUACACUUAAUGGAAUGGUCAGAGGUUUCAAAAUUCAUUAAAAUGCAAUCUAAUUAGAUAAUGCCAUAUUGCCUAUCAUAAUGCCUAUCAUAAUUGCGUUCAAAAAACUAAAAUUGAUGUUACCACUUAGCUACAUGUAUAUCAGUCUGCCUGUACUUUAAGAUAUUCUCUUGAGAAUUGCUGAAAUUUCCAAGAUUUGGUUGUGAAUUGCUUUGAAAUUUGACUUCCCGGUAUAUUUGACAUCUGCAUGUGCCUAAAUAUGUUGUUGUCUUCAAAUGAUUGUAACUAAUUGUCUAAUUGAGUAAUCCUGGUAUUUGUGUACUCCUUAAAGGAAAACUAUCCAUUUCAAAAAAUGUCACUUGAAGUUGCUGUCAUUUAUAUCUAACAGAUCUCAUAUUUGUCUACAUAGAGUAAUUUAUUUUGCAUGUUUGCAGUUAAGGCGAUCUCUAUUUUGAUCUUACAUACUGGUUUUAUAGUCACAAUUACACAUGAUAGCAAGAAUGUAUUAUAAAGACUACCAUAGUCUUUAUUAAUUCUUGAUGAUAGUGAAUGUAAUUGCUGUGUUAUCAUUGGCUGUGAUAAUCAGUGCAAUUUUGGCAGCAUUCACAUUUAAUUUGGCAUCUUUGACGUCACAUUCAUUCCAAGUUGCCAAAUGAUGAUCUCAGAAUCUAAAAGGUACCAAUGUUUGAAGGACAAUCCAGUGUCCAUCGUUUCAUUUCUUCUGCGCUUGCCAAGAUAUUCCGGUCUUUCACCAUUAAAAGUCUACGCCGUUAGGUCAAAAUUUGAAAUUUCCUAAUUGCGUUAAACUGUAUUACGUGCUAAAUAUAAUUUCCAACUUUGCCAUUGUUUAAACAGAAAUACAGCAUUGUGUAUGACUGUAUUUCUCUAUGUCGUAAGGCUAAUGAGAAAUUUUCAUCAUUUUAUCAUUGUUUGCCCAGAGAUACACCUGUGUCUUGUAGAGCCACCCCUUCCCCUCCACUGUCCAGCUGAAACAGUUCAGUUAAUUACAGCAUUCCAAUAAAAGUGAUCAAUUCCCUGAUAAUGACCAGCUGUACCUUAUUUGUAGAAAUAUUGAUGGCAUUGGAAGUACUGAUGGCCUUGUCUGUGCCACAAGUAAAUAGAAAUAAAAUGGGAGAAAUGCUAGAAGGGGAGAAACCAGGAUGUGGUGUCCUACACUGGUCUUAUCCUUCAGUAAAUAGAAAUAAACAUUGCCAUUGUAAAGUAACCUGGGAGUGAAAGGGUUAAAAUCUAACACGGUUGCUGUGAAAGAUUUGUGUACCUCGAUUUUGUUUGUUCACUGGGGAUAAUUUUAAAGGAGAAACUGUGCCCAAUUAUCACAAUUUACGUCCUCUAUUAUCAGCAUUGUUUAUUUUACUUUCUGCUUACAUUCCUGUAUGUACAUGGUAAUAACUUAAGGUUUUUAAUUUGCAUGUAAAUCAUUCCUAUAAAAAUCAUUCCAACGAAGCGCAUCUGAACCUCGCAACAGAAAGGCAUCAACCAAUUUUGUGAUUUUUUCCAGGUGUUGGGUAUUUAUUUGCUUGUAAAUUGUUCUUGUGAAAAUCAUUCCAAUAUUUGUUUGUAAUAAUGAAGGAAAGGCAUUAUCUGUUAAUGAUUGAAAUGUAGCUAAAUUCGUUAAUUAUGCUCUUGGCUCACGUGUGAAAGCUCAGUUUCCUGAAUAUUAUGCUCACGAUUCACGUGUGCACACAGUGGAUAAAGGUAUCACUUUACCUUUGCAGUGCAAAGGAAACAAUUUGCCUUCGAUUAUGUUUUUGGAGGGGUGUGAUUGAAUCAGAAUGAGCUACGCUUGGCCUGACAUGUAGUAUGUAAGGUAGAGUGGUACAAUUAUUACCUCAGUAGAAUGUAGCCUAUAAUGUGGAAAAAUGCUCAGUUUCGGGUUUGAACUUUUUCCUCUCAGUUCACGUGUGAAAAAAAGCUCAAUUAUAAUGUUGUCACUCUAAAAUUUACCAUAAAGCUAAAGUGCAGAUGUUUGUUGAAAAAUGUUUGGUGUGGAUUACUGAGAAAAAGCAGCUCUCAUACUAUAGUUUUGUCCAAACUUCCAAAGAAAUUUUUGAUUUCUUGUACUUCGAAGGGACGUACAUGUACCUUAAAUUUGAGGAUGUGGUUUUAAUGAAAGAUGGAAGAUCAGCAACAGGAUGUUGAGAUUUAAUAAUCUGAGGUUUGAGGUAUGUGCCGUCAACAAACGAAAUCAGAAAUCACAAGAAAAAUUCAUAAAUCAAAAUGUCGUCUCAUUUCUCAAGAAGCUGGAUAAAACUAUAGUAACAUAAAAGUUACUUAUUAUUGUUUAUUUAAUUCGUUAAUCUAUUAUUUUUGUUACUAACAUCAUAGUUGUUAUCAAGCAAGUGACGUGCUUGAAGACUCAGGCUAUUG
Lineus longissimus is the source of this 3769-nucleotide messenger RNA. RefSeq names its product transmembrane protein 64-like. Gene Ontology annotation, cellular component: endoplasmic reticulum. The transcript has 4 exons. Gene Ontology annotation, biological process: regulation of cytosolic calcium ion concentration. The record is from RefSeq and is a predicted model, not a curated record. Bases 245 to 1174 code for a protein of 309 amino acids. NCBI's taxonomy places the organism in Eukaryota, Metazoa, Nemertea, Pilidiophora, Heteronemertea, Lineidae.